Messenger RNA from Lathyrus oleraceus (garden pea), 623 nucleotides. RefSeq lists its product as uncharacterized. NCBI's taxonomy places the organism in Eukaryota, Viridiplantae, Streptophyta, Magnoliopsida, Fabales, Fabaceae. The transcript has 5 exons. Bases 106 to 501 code for a protein of 131 amino acids. The record is from RefSeq and is a predicted model, not a curated record.
UAGCAUGUUUUCCACACACACAAAAACUUAACUAGAAAAAUUUGAGUUCCACCCUUUUCUUUAAGAGCCUCAUUCUACUUACUUGCUCAUAAUAACUAUCUUCAAAUGAAGCUUUCUUUUCUAGUUUCUCUUCUUCUUUUGUCCCUCUUUCUAUCCAAAGCUCAAGGGAUUCGCUUGGAGAAAGGAUCUUAUGCAGCUCCUCAAAAUAAACAUGAUGAAGAAAGAAAGUUGUUGAAAAGAAAUAAUAAUGGUGAUACUGAUGAGGAAACAGUUUUUUGCAAAGAUGAACAUUGCACAGGAAAGAUAAAGAAUAGGAAACUUUUUACAUCAUCAGCUUCUGCACUUCAUGCCAUUUCAAAGAAGGUGAAGACCAAAGGGAAUGAUAAAGUAAAGGAAUUUAAAGUAGUUAAGCAAGAAGAAGAGGAUGUUCAUGAAGACCUUAUGGACAUAACUGACAUGGAUUAUUCUCCAGCAAGGAGAAAGACUCCCAUACACAACUGACUCUUGGGAUCAACAACUACUAAAAUAGAUAGUUUUAAUUUUAGCAUAAAUAAAAUAUUGGCAGAUAUGUUAUUGGAGACAGCAUUACUGAAAUUUUGCAGUUUUUUUAGGCUUUCAAAAGA